Messenger RNA from Linum tenue, 1310 nucleotides. The record is from the annotation of a GenBank genome assembly. Lineage: Eukaryota; Viridiplantae; Streptophyta; Magnoliopsida; Malpighiales; Linaceae.
UUAUCGCUUCUCUUCCCUAUACACAUAAACUUGGCAUUUCUUGUCCUCGACUCCUAGAUCCAUCAAAUCGAUCCAACCUUUCAUAGAAUUGUUAUCAUCGGAACAGAGAGCAGCGUGAGAAACUAAGGGCGAGCUCAGCGCAGCAUAUCAAUGCUUCGAGUCAGCUUGCAUCGCCUCUCGCCAUCCGCCCGCUGCUCAUGUUCUCCGCGGUCUCUGUCUUCACGGAGUCAAACAUUCCCCUCCGCCAAAUUGAGAAGCAGCGUGAGCGCGAUGAGGGAUUUCAGCACCUCCUCCGACCUCACCACCAAGCUCUUGUUUCGUCAGCUCUUCGAGAAGGACUCCUCCACUUACACUUAUCUGCUCGCCGAUGUUGGUCACCCUGAUAGGCCUGCUCUGCUGAUUGACCCAGUAGACAAGACUGUAGACAGGGACAUCUCCCUUGUAAAAGACUUGGGAUUAAGGCUCAUAUACGCCAUAAACACUCAUGUCCAUGCUGACCAUGUAACUGGGACUGGGUUGCUGAAGACAAAGGUUCCUGGUGUAAAGUCUGUUAUCUCAAAAGCAAGCAAUUCCAAAGCUGAUAUGCACGUCGAAGCAGGAGACAAGAUCUACUUUGGAUAUCUUUUCCUGGAGGUUAGAGCUACUCCUGGGCAUACACAGGGCUGUGUUACCUAUGUUACAGGAGAUGGGACUGACCAACCAAACCCAAGGAUGGCAUUCACUGGAGACACUUUGUUGAUACGUGGAUGUGGACGAACUGAUUUUCAGGUGUCAUUUUGGUCCACAUUUGAUUGGUUUCUAUUGAAUCAGAUCUUCACCUUGCCCAAGGACACCUACAUCUAUCCUGCUCAUGAUUACAAGGGAUUCACUGUCAGCACAGUUGGAGAGGAGAUCCAGUGUAAUCCUCGGCUCACCAAAGACAAGGAAACAUUCAAGAGCAUCAUGGAAAAUCUUAAUCUUCCAUACCCUAAGAUGAUCGAUGUGGCUGUUCCUGCAAACCUGGUAUGCGGGUUGCAAGAUGAUUCUUCAGCAGAGCCUGUUGUCGCGACUUCUAAGUAAGCGACACAGUCAGAUGUUGCAGGACUAGGGUUACUGUGUGAGCAAACGGAGCAGGUAAAUGCCUAGAUGUCUUAACGUAAGAGUGGAUAAAUAAUGUUGUGGGAGUUUCUGUACGUUCCAAAACAUUAUAUUUUGUCAUAAUUGGAAAUAUUUAGCCUGGUAGUAGUUUCCCUUUCCAUGGGAAACUGAAACGUUCAAAGCUGCAUCUACCGAGGGCAUUGGUUUGUGAUGAUUCGUCUACUCCAUGGGUC